Molecule: messenger RNA, 657 nt
Organism: Endocarpon pusillum Z07020
Lineage: Eukaryota; Fungi; Ascomycota; Eurotiomycetes; Verrucariales; Verrucariaceae
Exons: 4
Coding region: 1-657 (218 amino acids)
Molecular function (GO): RNA binding
Source: RefSeq, a predicted model, not a curated record
AUGGCGAAACUGUUCAUUGGUGGAUUGGCCUGGCACACCACAGACGAGACAUUGCGUGAGGGUUUCGCUCCAUUUGGAACGGUUGAAGAAGCGGUCGUCGUCAUCGAUCGUCAGUCACAGCGCAGUCGAGGAUUUGGAUUUGUCCGAUAUGCAGAGCAAUCUGAAGCUGAAGAAGCCAUCUCAAAGAUGAACAACGUCGAAUUUGACGGUCGCACCAUCCGAGUCGAUCAUGCCGAUCCAAGCAAUCGAGCCCCAAGAGUCGGUCAAGCUCCUAAUGCCGGAAGAUAUGGUAACCAGUACGAAGGAAGCAUGGGUGGCAGAGGCUGGUCAUCUCAAAAUGAGGGAGGUCCUAGUAGCCAAGGUGGUCGAGGCUGGGGUGGUCAGAACGACGGCGGAUUUGGCGGCCAAGGCAACUUCGGCGGCGCAUCGUAUGGGGGUGGUCGAGGAUAUGGAGGAGGAGUUGGCGGUGGGUACGGACAGCAGCCUGGAGCCUACGGAAGUGGAUACAACCCACAGAGUCAAGGCGGCGGGUACAGCCAGCAAGGCCAAGGUGGUGGGUACAAUCAACAAGCCCAGGGUGGUGCAUAUGGUCAGCCACCCCAGGGCAACAAUCCCUACGGACAGCAAGGUGGUUAUGACCCUCAGUCUCGUUCUUGA